AUGCCCUCGCCCACAGACCCGGCGCACCAAUUCGAUUCGAUCGAGGAGACAAUUGCAGCAUUCAAGAAUGGCGAAUUCAUUAUUGUUCUUGAUUCACAGGAUCGCGAGAAUGAAGGUGACCUCAUCAUUGCCGCCGAGUCGAUCACCGCCGCGCAGAUGGCAUUCCUGGUGCGCUAUACAAGCGGCCUAAUAUGCGCCCCCAUAACCCCCGACCUUGCCACCCGCCUCGCCCUCCCGCAAAUGGUAACCAACAACACCGACCCCAAAGGCACCGCCUACACAAUCACAAUCGACUCGAGCGACGCCUCCAUAACAACAGGUAUCUCAGCUCAAGACCGCGCCCUCACCUGCCGCACGCUUGCCUCCCCCGCCGCGCACCCGGACUCCUUCCGCCGCCCCGGCCACAUCAUCCCGCUGCAGGCGCGGCCCGGCGGCGUGCGCGAGCGCAAGGGCCACACCGAGGCCGCGGUGGAUUUCUGUCGUCUGGCUGGGAAGACGCCUGCCGGGGUGAUUGCCGAGCUCGUUGAGGAUGGCGAGCUCGAGGAUGGCGUGCCGGAGAUCCGGGGCGAGAAUGGUAUGAUGCGUCGGGACGCUUGCUUGCGUUUUGGGAGGCGUUGGGGCAUUAAGGUCUGUACUAUUGAGGAUUUGGUGUUGUUUUUGGAAGAAAAUCCUGCCGAGGUUCCUAAUGGGAAGCAUUGA
This is a messenger RNA of Penicillium alfredii, 699 nucleotides long. RefSeq names its product 3,4-dihydroxy-2-butanone-4-phosphate synthase RIB3. Bases 1 to 699 code for a protein of 232 amino acids. Gene Ontology annotation, biological process: aerobic respiration; riboflavin biosynthetic process. NCBI's taxonomy places the organism in Eukaryota, Fungi, Ascomycota, Eurotiomycetes, Eurotiales, Aspergillaceae. Gene Ontology annotation, cellular component: mitochondrial intermembrane space; cytosol. The record is from RefSeq and is a predicted model, not a curated record. Gene Ontology annotation, molecular function: 3,4-dihydroxy-2-butanone-4-phosphate synthase activity. The transcript has 3 exons.